Messenger RNA from Drosophila melanogaster (fruit fly), 1567 nucleotides. It is a transcript of the gene hkb, whose product is annotated as huckebein. The transcript has 2 exons. NCBI's taxonomy places the organism in Eukaryota, Metazoa, Arthropoda, Insecta, Diptera, Drosophilidae. The record is from RefSeq and is marked reviewed. The coding region runs from base 144 to 1037 and encodes 297 amino acids.
GCUCAGUUCGAGUCGAGAUCUCGCAGCACACACACAGCUCCGCACAACCAAAUCAAGUCCAAAAUCAUAAUCACAAGUGUUCCAUCCAAGUGAUUUAGUGUCGCGAGAGAGCAAUUUAGACCUUCCAUUAAAACUACUGCAAAAUGUCGACGAUUAACCUGCAUCCCCCGCAAACCUACUCGCGACUUUUCCGACCCUGGGAUACUCAGCGCCAGGCGGCGACCUCGGCGGCACCCAGGACAGUGAAGCAGGAGCCGGAGGCGAUUACCAUCAAGACGGAGCUGGCCAGCAGCAGUUUCGGCCACGACUGCGACGGAGACUUCUCCUCCGCAUCCUCCUCUGCGUCAAGCAGCAGCAACAGCAGCAAGUCCUGCUACGAGGAGGCCCUGAACCACAGCAGCUACACCCGCACUUCCACCCCGCUGCUGGACGCCGCCCCGCACCCCGUCUUUUCACACCCGCAGUCGUCGCCGUUGGACACGCACGCCGCCGCCACCGCAUCCUUGGCUCCGCCAAACCAGCACGCUCCAUUCCUGUCGGCCGCCAGCGAUCUCUACUACGCUGCCGCCGCCGCAGCAGCCGCUGCUGCCUCCACGCCCACUGCCGUCCCGGGCUUCGGCAUGGACCCGUUCACUAUGGGCCUGAUGGAGCAAGAGUACGCCCGCGUGAUGGCCGAGGACGCACAGUUAAAGGCGCUCAACAGCCGCAAGCAGCGGCCGAAGAAGUUCAAGUGCCCCAACUGCGACGUGGCCUUCUCCAACAACGGCCAGCUGAAGGGCCACAUCCGCAUCCACACCGGCGAACGCCCAUUUAAGUGCGACGUGAACACAUGCGGCAAGACCUUCACCCGCAAUGAGGAACUGACGCGUCACAAGCGAAUCCACACCGGACUGCGGCCGUAUCCUUGCAGUGCCUGCGGAAAGAAGUUUGGCCGACGCGACCACUUAAAGAAGCACAUGAAGACGCACAUGCCGCAGGAGCGCCAGCUGGGCCCGUCCAUCUUCGUGCCCAUGUACUCAUACCUUUAUGGCUACUGAGAGGGAAAUCCUGGCGAGCUUUCCCCUUGCCACGCGACCCUGCAUUCCAGCGAUCUGUAAAGCGCUUGCACGCUUUAAACAAGCAUUACCGAACCGAAUCCAACGAAACGAAACUUAACGCCAGCAAAAACUGCCUAGCCAAUCGUGGACAGAACUACCUCAGCCGUACCUGGCGCAAUGUGGCGCACUCACCAAACCCAAUCUUUGGACCUCGACGAUAUAUGCAAAUAUUGAGAUAUUUAUUUUUUAACGCGUAUUUACACUUCCAGCUACGUGACUGGUUAUGAUAUUCGGCACAUGUGUAAAUAAUCCCUAAGUGAUCCUUCCUCAUAUGCUAAGCGAUUAAGAAAUUUAAGAGAUGCCCGGAUUUACGUCUAAGUUAUACUAAAGCUGAUACUUUAACAGUUUUAUAAGCUGAUCGUGGUUACCAGAUACAUACGAUUUAUACACAAAAUUAUACGAUCAUGGUUAUAUCUGAGAGUUGAAUUAUACGAUUUAUGUUUACAACACAAAAUACACAAGAAAAACCG